GCAGCUUGAGUUGAGUUUCGAGAGGAAGAAGAUGACUCUCAUCAAGGAGUACCGAGUGGUUUUACCCUGUAGUGUUGAGGAGUACCAGGUGGCGCAGCUGUUUUCUGUGGCUGAGGCCAGUAAAAAUGAGACAGGCGGUGGUGAAGGUAUCGAGGUACUGAAGAACGAGCCCUAUGAAAAAGAUGGAGAGAAAGGACAGUAUACACAUAAAAUCUACCACUUAAAGAGUCGGGUACCAGGGCUUGUCAGGUACUUGGCCCCAGACAGCGCCAUGGUAUUCCAUGAAAAAGCUUGGAAUGCCUACCCCUACUGCAGAACCAUUGUGACGAACGAGUAUAUGAAAGACGAUUUCAUCAUUAAAAUCGAGACGUGGCACAAACCAGACAUUGGAACUCAAGAAAACGUGCACGGACUAGACCAGGCCACAUGGGACAAGGUUACUGUCGUGCCAAUUGACAUCGCAGACAAUCUAAAAGUGGCGGCUGCCGACUACAAGCCAGAUGAGGAUCCUACCCAGUUCAAGUCAGUUAAGACGGGCAGAGGACCUCUUGGGCCCAACUGGAAGAGAGAGUUGGUUAGUCAGACUGACUGCCCAAAGAUGUGUGCCUACAAACUGGUCACAGUCAAGUUCAAGUGGUGGGGUCUGCAGAACAAAGCGGAGAACAUAAUCCAUGAGCAAGAGAAGAGGAUCUUCACUAACUUUCACCGCCAAGUCUUCUGCUGGAUUGAUAAAUGGGUGGACCUGACUAUGGAGGAUAUCCGGCGGAUGGAGGCAGAGACUCAGAGGGAGUUGGAGGACCUUCGCAAACGGGGUGAAAUUCGAGGAACCACUGCUGCAGAAUAAAGAAACGGCAACAGAUGUUAAACACCCAUGACGACGGCAGCAAUGGUCCUUCGGUGCCUUUUUUACCUCAACUGAUCCUCGCUGUGGGGGGAGGGGGCACUGCUACCUGCAAUCAAUAGAGCGGAUCCCUGGCUUGCACCCCAUCACAGACAAUCUAUCCACUGAGGAAUUGAUUUCUAGAAACCAGCAUGAUCCCUGCUGAUAAGACUCUGGUUAAUUUUGAUCCCCUGGGCAGAGAAACGCCAGGUAUCAGCACCAUGUUAUUGACCAGACCAACAUUCUGGAGAGAUGUGCAGAGGAGCUACUUGCAGUAGAGAUGUUUUUUUUUUUUUACAAAAGCGAUUCAUUGGUUUGAUUUCACAGUGGCAGGUGUAGGACCAAAAAUUUUCCUCUGUACUUUCUUGUUUUUUUCCUUUUCCCUUCCUUUUUUUGCCUAAUGUUUAUCCUCCACAACAUUCCUCUCUUGAUGAUCUUUGUCUCCUUGGUUUUUAAACUGUACACAGCGUGGUUCAGUGGUUUGCAUUCCCUGGCACGAGUCUGUCUGUUUGUCAUACUCAUGUUCCUUCCUGCCACAGCCUCCAUUAAGAGAUUACUAACACCCUUGGUACCUUGGCCCAUUGCAAUCCUCCCCCCCCCACUCUACCCUAAGCACUGCAUCUUAUUAGCACUGACAAUCAUGCCCGAACAGGUAUUCGCUCUCACUCCCAUACAGAUUUAAUAGAAACCCCCACAUACACGUCCUUAUGACACGCAUGCAUCGUGUACAUGUGGGUAAACAUGUGAAUUAAUUUUCACACACACUCGCAGGUGCGGACGCCUUUGUGGUGACUGAUCUCCUAAAAGCUCAAACUGGGCAGAUCUAUGCAGGCUUGUUCAGCUAAGGGAUGUUACUUUGGAAGUGUUUACACCCCCCCCUUCCACAAACACUCCAUAUUCAGAAGAUAUUCUCACACAACGCACAACACAUCUUUCCCCUCCAUACUGAUGUCCCUUGAGAUAACAGGCGCCGAAAAACGGCCACAGAUGGUGCUGCACCCCGCCAGCCUCUUUGUCAUCAAACCACACGGCUUGUCACGCCCCCAAACCCCCCAUACCCCCCCACCUCCCAAAAGGGCCUGUCCCACACGUGGUUCUCCGAGGACGACCAUCUCCAAAUGACCUCUUCUGUUUUCAUGUGUUUACAGAUUCAUAAUUGCCUUACCAGUGUGCACACGACGCCGGCGCCACGCACUCCCUUGCCUUAAUCUCUCGACCUUUUAUAUUUAUGGGACCUAUCAAACCUCUUGUACCUCUGCUGCUGCCAGCUAUCGCUCUAGCUACCUCCCCUAUUUCUGACGGGCAAUCGAGCUAACGACUAAAUGUUAGCAGUAGCUUUUAGCUGCCACUUGAUGGGAGUAAAUCAUAUCACAGCUCCAAGAGCAAAGUUGAUUUGUGAUGACUCCUGGUUUUCGUCAGUGUGUGGAAUGCCAUGCGAUUCCCUUGUUUCUUAAUUAAGUGUCACAGCGCCUGAGCAAAUGAAAUUCCUUCAGCAAGACGAACUCUGUGUGUUUGUGCUGUGACAGCCAGUGUGCACUGUUGUUGCUCCAAAAGGCUGAUUCACUUCUGUGCCUCAAACCAGCCAUGUUGAUGGGUAUGCCAUUUUGAUGACACGACUUCAACUCCAUCGUGCACUUUCUCCCCUCAGGCCUCAGACUCGUGACACUGGCCUACAGUGUUGACCAUCACUAGUGUUAAAUACAUAACUGUAUACAGUACAAAUGGUUUCCUUGGCUCAUUCUUACUGUUUGUGGGAUUUUUUUCCUGGUGUGUCUCCAGUUGUGCAACUGCAAUCUGGGGUUUGUUUUUAUAGAGAUCUAUUAUACACAUUUUUAAGACACUGAUGCAGCGAUACUUUGCUCAAAGAUGUUUUUAUUUCCUUCUUUCUGGCGAGGGAAUACGAUCACUUCCUUUCGUAAUGGGUUAUUGGCUUGUACUAAACCGCAUAAAUAGAUUUCUGAUAUGUUUACAUGUAUUCAGCAACUGUACACCGGUUUAAACAUAGGAAAGUUUCAGUCUGAGGCAACAUUUUUCAAAACAACAAAAGUCUUCUCAGGUGAACAAUACAGCGCAAGGACCUCUUUGAUAUUCCUGCUCAUCAGUUGCCCCAGACCACUGACUUCCCUCGGACCGUUCCAGAGUUGGCGGUGGGAAAUGUGGUGCUAUAGUUUGAAUGUGACAGGAGCUGGUUGUGAUACAGUCUAGUUGGAGUAAAUGCGUCAGUUGGUCUUUGUGAUGGUGGAGCAGUAUGCAAUCAAAGAGUGUAAAAAAUAUAUAAUCAUGUUUCCAAGUCUAUCUUAAUUAUUCUUGCUGUCUGCUGAAUACAGAACCCAGUGGCUAAAGAGAAUAACUUCCAUCAGUGGUUUUCCAUCUGUUUAAGAUGAUGAAAAUAGGGAGCGGAAGUGUUCACAUAGCUGCUCUACAGUCUUAUCCUAAUUUAUGAAAUCUAUGAUUGUUUAAUUUCUGAGCUGCUUGCUUUUUAAUGUUUCUGAUCAGCUUUUUGAAAUUCAGGGGACAUGGUAGUGAAUGUAUGAUAUUUUGUGCCCUUUUUUCUGUAAAUCUUUGUGUGCCAUCUUCUUAUUGUAUCUCAAUAUCAAAUAAAAACGUUUAUCUAGUUUA
Messenger RNA from Limanda limanda (common dab), 3499 nucleotides. Its product is annotated as phosphatidylinositol transfer protein beta isoform-like. Gene Ontology annotation, biological process: phospholipid transport. NCBI's taxonomy places the organism in Eukaryota, Metazoa, Chordata, Actinopteri, Pleuronectiformes, Pleuronectidae. Gene Ontology annotation, molecular function: phosphatidylcholine intramembrane carrier activity; phosphatidylinositol binding; phosphatidylcholine binding. The record is from RefSeq and is a predicted model, not a curated record. Bases 32 to 844 code for a protein of 270 amino acids. Gene Ontology annotation, cellular component: cytoplasm. The transcript has 11 exons.